This is a messenger RNA of Tachysurus fulvidraco (yellow catfish), 1643 nucleotides long. RefSeq names its product protein POLR1D-like. The record is from RefSeq and is a predicted model, not a curated record. The coding region runs from base 120 to 605 and encodes 161 amino acids. The transcript is spliced from 3 exons. Lineage: Eukaryota; Metazoa; Chordata; Actinopteri; Siluriformes; Bagridae.
UUGUUGGUCAUUAGCUUAUGGGUCCUAAUCGGGUCCUCAGCCGCACGUAAGUGAAACAGUUUGCGAAUGUAGAAUGGGACGUUAAUCAAAGCCGAUCGUAUUUACAUGUCCUUUGCGUAAUGGCUGGGAAAGAUGAUGAACUGGAAAAACGUGCAGUGGAGGAGCUGCUCAAAGAAGCCAAUAGAGGUCGGGUGCGUGCAGAGACCAUGGGUCCAGCUGGAUGGAUGAAGUGUCCUCUAGGAAGCACCAAUAAACGCUUUCUUUUAAACACCCUGGGUCCAUGUGCUGCUGAGCACCCACCCGGGAGUCCGCCAGCUACGCUGAGAAGAGUCAAAGACAGCAUGGAAGACGGAGGUCGACGGUCACGUCAACAUCACCACCACACUGAGGACAGAGAACCCAGCUAUAAAAAAGGCACCAAAGACAGAAGAGAGCAUCCUCAUUCUUAUUCUCAGUCUUCAAGGCACCAUGAUUCAUCUAUAAGUCAGUUAGCAUCCACAGGCCACGCCCUCCGUCAUGGCAGCCAAUCAAAUAGAACUCGAUCCCGGUCACCCGUCAGAGAUCACAAUAUGACUAAAAGAUCCUCUGACAGGACUCGGAAAUGAUGCAUUAUCUCUUCCGUAGAAUGAAAUGUACUCUCUAAGGGCUGAUUUAUACUGCUGCUAUGAUUCAAGAGAAACAGGAGAGGGGUUUAUUAGUAAGUGAAAAAGCCAAUGAGCCGAGCCACAUGCCCCUAAAAUCUUAACAUGGCCCUUCCUUUAUUAUUAUACUGAACAAAUCCACUGUGAGAAAUGCCAGAUUUGCUAAUCAUGACACAUAGCAGCAUGCUCGUUAGGUUUUGAAUGGGAUUACUAGAGCUUCAUUCAAGUCUCAGAUUAUUUGUCUCCUGUGUUGACAUAUCAAGACAUGAGGAAAUGAUGAUCAGUGAUGUAAUGACAUGCUAACAGCAGUUCUACACACACCUGGAGACGACACGACGUUUCUUUUUGUUCCAAGAAAACAUUUAUACACAGUUCAGUCAUGUUUUGUUCACCAUUGAGUAGUUUUAUUUAGAACGAGUCUGUAAAGUCUUAGUCUGAGUAAAAACCCUUUACAGUUGCAGCUGGAUAGUUCAAGUUUCACGUCAGUGUGGGGAAAAACUGAGCUAUAACUAAAGAAACCAAGACUUUAAAUUGAACUCAAAUAUCUAAAUAAAUGAAACAAAUAAAGCUCCUCAACUUUUGUUGUUUUGGUGCCACUGCCCCCUAGUGCACGUGUUCACGCCAUAAGGGAGCAGGGCAGGUGCAGAAGUACAAAUCAACCCCAAGUCAUCAUCUGUCUGGAUUAAUCUGUCCGCUAUAUCAACAGAGGCAGGAUUUCUUUUAUUCUACACUCAGUUUGUAGUGUGAAUUUAUGUUUUUAUUUUUAGUGCAAUAUACUGUACCGCAUAGUUGAGCGAUAUGAAAAGAUCCCAUAAUAAAUACGUCAGAUUUUUCUCUGAACAGCACAACAUUUGUAAAUACAGUUAAACACCAAUGAUGCUGAUAGACUAUUUAUUUGUGUCUUUUUCUUGAUGGAUGAUGAUGAUAAAUGUUGUUGUUUUGUAGAGGUUUUACACAAAUCCAUGGAAGAGAAUGCAAAUAAAAAGAAUGGAAUUUUGCCUU